Jatropha curcas is the source of this 2961-nucleotide messenger RNA. Its product is annotated as Ribonuclease II/R family protein. Lineage: Eukaryota; Viridiplantae; Streptophyta; Magnoliopsida; Malpighiales; Euphorbiaceae. Gene Ontology annotation, molecular function: RNA binding; 3'-5'-RNA exonuclease activity. The record is from RefSeq and is a predicted model, not a curated record. Gene Ontology annotation, biological process: mRNA catabolic process. Gene Ontology annotation, cellular component: P-body.
UAGGCCGGUGACGGUUUUUCUUCACCGUUAAAUUUUUUAUGUCUCAUACUUUCAGCUCUUAAGACACCAAAAUCGUCUCUCUACUUCUUCUCCAUCUCCGUCUCUCUUGCCACAUGAAUUCAAACCCUAUCUCUUCCUUUCACUAGAAGAUGAUGGCGGUUCGAGUUGUUAACACUUGUUCUAUCCUUCGUUCUGCUUCCUCGCCUCCUCUCUUUUUGCUUAGAUGCCACCUUAGCCAUUUCAAGACCUUAAAGUUCGCCCGACACUCCAAUUUUGGAUUUCCGCCGCAGGUACUUCCAUGUGACUUGCCGUUUUGCAGUCAUGGCAUUCUUAGAAGCCGUUCGAUUCACAGUCUCGUCGAUAGUGUCAUGGAAGAGCUUGAAGCUCUUCGCAAACGCAAGAGAAUUCGCUCAGCUAUUAAAUUAACCAGCAGUGGAGAGCUUCUGCAUGAUAAGCUGGUAAACCAGCCACUUGAGAAAGGACUGUUGCUGGAGUUCAAGAAAGAUGCUGACAGGGUACUGCUGGCAGUAGCUCAGAGACCUGAUGGAAAGAAGAACUGGAUGGUGUAUGAUCAGAAUGGGGGGAUGUCCUCUAUUAAACCGCAACAAGUUACAUAUAUUGUUCCAGGCGUUGAAAACUUUGAUCACACAGAGAUCUCAAGCUUUAUCCAAAAAGCACAAGAUAACUUGGACCCAUCACUACUAGAGUUUGCUUGGGUUGAGCUUCUUGAAAAGAAUAAGUCAGUGACCCCCGAGGAAUUAGCAGAGAUGAUCUUUGGUAUUGCGGAGCCUCUUGAGAGUUAUUGUGCACAUCUUUUGCUUUCAAAAGAUGAAAUAUAUUUCACAGUUCUUGAGACAAAAGGCUCUCGUUCUCUUUAUGGACCUCGACCUACUACACAGGUAGAAGAACUUAUGCGCAGGAAGCUUGCAAAGGAGGCUUCUGAGAAAGAUCUUCAGGAGUUUGUCAAACUACUAACAUCUGCUAGGACAAUGCCUUCAAAUGCUAAACCUUCCAAAUCUUCAUGGAUGGUUGAAGAGAAAAUCCAGCGCAAAAUUGAGUCUCUUGAAGCAUAUGCUAUUGAUGCAUGCAAAAAUGAUGAUCAAAGGAAAACUGCAGGAAUGAUCCUGAAGGCAAUGGGAAUGGCAAAAACAGCAUCCUCUGCUGUAAACCUCCUCAUAGAUAUUGGAUAUUUUCCCUUCCAUCUUAAUCUUGAUAUGUUGAAGUUAAACAUUCGUACUGAUCAUUCAGAUGAGAUUAUAACAGCUGCUGAAAAUCUUCUGUCAGCAUCAGAUGACCUGGACAAGAUCAACAGACAAGAUCUCACUCACUUGAAGGUCUAUGCUAUUGAUGUUGAUGAGGCUGAUGAGCUUGAUGAUGCCCUGAGUGCAACAAGGUUACAGGAUGGUCGGAUCAAAAUUUGGAUACACGUUGCAGAUCCAGCUCGAUAUGUGCUACCUGGAAGCCCAAUAGACAGGGAGGCACUGAAAAGAGGAACUUCUGUUUUCUUGCCUACAGCUACUUAUCCAAUGUUUCCAGAGAAACUUGCUAUGGAGGGAAUGAGUUUGAAACAAGGAGAGCUCUGCAAGGCUGUUUCAAUAUCUGUGGUUCUACAUUCUGAUGGAUGUAUUGCAGAAUACUCUGUGGAUAACUCUAUUAUUAAGCCAACCUAUAUGCUGACAUACGAGAGUGCCUCCGAGUUGCUUCAUUUGAACCUUGAAGAGGAGGCUGAAUUAAGAAUUCUUUCUGAGGCUGCUGCUCUUCGGUUACAAUGGCGUUGCCAACAGGGUGCGGUUGACACAGCCACAUUGGAAACUCGCAUCAAGGUGGCUAAUCCAGAAGAUCCAGAGGGAUCAAUUAACAUAUAUGUUGAAAACCAAGCUGACCCUGCAAUGCGACUUGUCUCUGAAAUGAUGAUACUAUGUGGGGAAGUUAUAGCCACAUAUGGCUCUUGCAACAACAUUCCUUUACCAUAUAGAGGACAACCCCAAUCAAAUAUUGAUGUAUCUGCAUUUGCACACCUCCCUGAAGGACCUGUUAGAAGUGCUGCAAUUGUUAAAAUAAUGCGUGCUGCUGAAUUUGAUUUUCGGACACCUUUACGCCAUGGGAUUUUGGGUCUUCCUGGUUAUGUUCAGUUUACUUCUCCUAUUCGUAGAUAUAUGGAUCUUCUUGCUCAUUAUCAGGUCAAGGCUGUGCUUAGAGGUGAAUCUCCUCCUUUCUCAGCUGGCCAGCUGGAAGGGAUAGCAUCAAUAGUUAACAUGCAAACUAGACUAAUAAGGAGGCUUUGCAGCAGCAGUCUUCGCUAUUGGAUAAUAGAAUUCUUGAGAAGGCAGCCAAAGGAGAGAAGAUUUCGUGCACUCGUCCUUAAAUUCAUCAAAGAUCGGUUUGCAGCCUUGCUGCUAGUUGAGGUUGGGUUUCAAGCAUCUGCAUGGGUGUCUGUUGGAAGACAUGUAGGAGAUGAAAUACAAGUUCAAAUAGAAGAGGCUCAUCCACGUGAUGAUGUUCUUUCCCUCAAGGAGGUUAUAACAAGUUAAUUCUGGCGGAAGAGCUCACCUAAGAGAACAAAUGCCAAACGAGCUGAAAUGGAGCCUAAAUGGAGCAAAGAAUAUUAUGGGCUGCAUUUUAAAUGAAAUUCGCUAAUUGUGGCGGAGAAGGUCGAAAUUGAAAAAUUUUACUCUCUAUUUGAAAAUGGUACUGUGGUGUACGUUUUCUUUAGUAGAGAGAACCAUUCAUAUUCUCAAUGUUAAAGUAAGCCUCAAGAUAAUUGAAACCAUUAAAUUAAGGUUAGUUAAUCAAGAAAGUGAACAAUAUUUUGAUAUUCAUAUUGAUUUUCAAUUUUUUACAUGUUAAGUUUGAAUUGUAUACGGUGUAUUUAGAUAGUAAUUCGUAUGUUUUAUUAUGUUACUUUCAGAAACUUGAAUAAUAUUGUAUCAGAUUUAGUAGAUAUAUUCUUAUCAUUGCAUA